GCCGUAGCCGUGCGGUGGCGGAGGUCAGCGGAAGCAGGUGUGGGUUGGAAGAGAAUCCACCGCACAAUGUCAUCAAAAUAAUUACUCUUAAUGAAAAUGUCCACAGAGCCUGUUGGCAGCUUACAGUAACGCAGGCUCCGUCUGAAGUGUGUGCGAGUCCCGCGGUGGAGUCCCGGCACCGGUCCACAAGCCGCCUGUCCGUUUUGUCCUCCACACUGAAGCGGGCUGGGUCACAGCGGCGGCCAGGCCCGGGCAACUGCACCUCAGCGCCAGGACUGUUCCCUGGCUGUCUCUGCGGAGACUGGAGACUAAAACCGAGCACCCCAGCACACGCAAACCAUGCGGAAAGACGUGAGGAUACUGCUUGUAGGAGAACCCAGAGUUGGUAAGACCUCGUUGAUUAUGUCGCUGGUCAGCGAGGAGUUCCCAGACGAGGUCCCUCCCCGGGCUGAAGAGAUCACAAUCCCUGCUGAUGUCACUCCAGAAAGGGUCCCUACUCAUAUAGUUGACUAUUCAGAAGCAGAACAAACAGACGAACAGCUUUAUCAGGAAAUAUCAAAGGCCAAUGUUAUAUGCAUAGUGUAUGCAGUCAACAAUAAAAAUUCCAUUGAGAAGGUCACUAGUCAGUGGAUUCCUUUAAUCAAUGAUAGAACAGACAAGGAUAGCAGAGUGCCUCUGAUAUUGGUUGGGAACAAGUCAGACCUGGUGGAGCACAGCAGCAUGGAAACCAUCCUUCCCAUUAUGAACCAGUACACUGAGAUCGAGACUUGUGUUGAGUGUUCAGCAAAAAACUUGAAGAAUAUCUCUGAGCUGUUCUAUUACGCACAGAAGGCUGUUCUGCAUCCUACGGGCCCCCUGUACUGCCCCGAGGAAAAAGAGAUGAAGCCUGCUUGCAUUAAAGCCCUGACCCGCAUCUUCAAGAUUACAGACCAGGACAAUGACGGGAUUCUUAACGAUGCCGAACUCAACUUCUUUCAGAGGACAUGCUUUAACACCCCCCUGGCUCCUCAGGCCUUGGAGGAUGUGAAGAACGUGGUCCGGAAGAACGUGAGUGAUGGGGUGUUUGAUAAUGGACUGACACUGAAAGGCUUUCUGUUUCUCCACACGCUGUUUAUCCAGCGAGGGCGGCACGAGACCACGUGGACAGUGCUGCGUCGAUUUGGAUACGGUGAUGAUCUGGAGCUCACUCAGGACUACCUGUUCCCUCUGUUAAAAAUCCCCCCAGAUUGUACAACAGAGUUAAACCACAAUGCAUAUCUCUUCCUUCAGAGUGUUUUCGACAAACAUGAUUUGGACAGGGACUGUGGUUUGUCCCCCGAUGAACUCAAGGAUCUAUUCAAAGUCUUUCCCUAUAUGCCCUGGGGUCCAGAUGUCCAUAACACAGUCUGCACCAAUGACAGAGGCUGGAUCACCUACCAGGGAUACCUGUCUCAGUGGACGUUAACAACGUAUCUAGAUGUGCAGCGCUGCCUGGAGUACAUGGGCUACCUGGGGUACUCCAUUAUAUCAGAGCAGGUGUCGCAGACUGCGGCUGUUACUGUGACGAGAGACAAGAAGAUUGACCUCCAGAAGAAGCAGACUCAAAGGAACGUUUUCAGGUGUAACGUCAUCGGGAUGAAAGGCUGUGGGAAGAGUGCCUUACUGCAAGCCUUCCUGGGGCGCAACCUGAUGAGACAGAGGCAGAUCAGAGAGGAUCACAAAUCCUUCUACGCAAUCAGCACCACCUAUGUGUAUGGCCAGGAGAAAUACUUACUGUUACAUGAACUGCUCACAGAUUCAGAAUUUCUUUCCGAUUCUGAGAUUUCCUGCGAUGUUGUCUGUUUGGUGUAUGACUCCAGCAACCCCAGUUCAUUUGAAUUUUGCGCAAGGAUAUUCAAGCAACACUUCAUGAACAGCAAGACUCCGUGCAUGAUCGUCGCUGCCAAGUCCGAUCUGCAUGAGGUGAAGCAGGACUGCAGCCCCUCCCCCUUGGACUUCUGCAGGAAACACAAAAUGCCUCCUCCCCAGCCCUUCACCUGCAACACUGUGGAUGUCCCAAGCAAAGACAUCUACAUCAAACUGACCACCAUGGCAAUGUACCCCCACGCCAGCCUACGCUGCAUGUGCACCUGCAACAGGUGCACCUUCUGCAUCUGUCACAACUUCCUCAACUCAGACUUGCUGCAUUCUGUAAAGACCAAACUCUACACUGCCGUUCUCAACAGGUUGAGCCCCGAUGUAGAUGAAUUUGGGGCUAUGCUGUUGGCUGACGAGGAGAGCAGUCUCGGGCAACAGGUGCACGCUGUCAGCUAUGUAGAAGAUUCCAUCUUCAUGGAGUCGUCUCGAGACGCCCGUUUAAAGACCGAAGACAGACAUGUGAUGCAAGCAGAUCUGAAGAGCUCUACGUUCUGGCUGCGGGCCAGUGUGGGAGCCACCAUGUUCGCUGUCCUGGGAUUCGCCAUGUACAGAGCGCUUCUGAAGCAGCGGUGAUCCUAAAGGAAAGCAGGCAACAACAUCAUCAUCGCAAAGCAACUCAAACUUUUAUAGAUAUACGUGAGAGUGCUUCAGAGUCUGCAAAGAUCCGUUAUUAUUAUUUUAAUUGUUGUUGUUAUUAUUAAUAAUAAUAAUGUCACUGUUUUUUUUUAUUUAUAUAUGCAACUGUUUCUCAUCAACUUGCUAUUUUGUUUGUGACCUGACUACUGUCUUGCCGAUUUUCAAUGAUAAUGACUGCAGUUUUUUUUGUUUUUCUUCUACCCCUGCCCCCCAAAAUUAAGAGAACAGAUAGAAUAAACUGCCUGUAGUGUUUUUAAAUGAGAGCGUGCAUUCACAGUAUUAGGCAGUUUAAAUAGGAGUGGACGAGCGUCGCAGUGCAAUGCUAUACAGGACUGCCGAUGCUCCAAUGCUCAGAAGGGACGAUGUAGAUAAUGUACAUAUACAGGCAUGCGUGUGAAAAGACUCCCCAGCAAACUAACACAGUUGCAGAGGUCACAUUCUGAGCUGCCGUGGUAGAAUUGACUCGUCAAAGCCAUCUGCGUUUUUAUGUUGAAGUCAGAACUUUUUUGGUUUCGCCUCAGCAUCGAAUGUAUUAUUAUUAUUUAUUCGUUUUUUCUUUUAGUUUGUACAGCAUGUUCGGUAUGCAGAUAAAGCUCAAGGAGUCUUUUUUUUUUUUUUCCCCUCUUUUUUAACCCUUUGAGUUCUUUAUCUUUCUGCUAACACUCGCCAUCGGAAAUCAUGCUGGAAGCUCACUGGACUCCGAGGUCGUGUAUACACCUAUGCUCAUGUAUACGCAAUAAAGGAGUUCCUUUUUGAAUUAUAUAACUUCAUUUUGACAGCAGUAAUCCAGGAGGGAUGAAGUUGUGUCUCUGGUUGGCAGAUCAUGUAGCCGUGUUGUUAGGAGAGCACCUGUCCUGCAGCCCUGGUUUAAAUCGUUCAUGCAGUGCACUACAGGCCCUCCUUUUCGCUUUGAGCACCCCAUUCCCCUCCUAACGCUGUCACCGCUGCAAGCUUGCACUCUGUGCUCUAAACCUGGCGCAGUUAGUAUUUUGUAGCUUGGGAUGUGCUGCAUGAUGCACCAGGUGUUCUCUGCUUUUAUAUCAGAGGAAUCGGAGAGUUAGACCCUUUUUGUUGUGUUUUGUUUUUUUGUUACUACCAUGCCAUAACUUGCCCUUUUAGACUUUUUUUCAUUUCUGACUUUUCCAACAUUUACAAUAAAUAACUGUGUGCUGUA
Molecule: messenger RNA, 3706 nt
Organism: Polyodon spathula (Mississippi paddlefish)
Lineage: Eukaryota; Metazoa; Chordata; Actinopteri; Acipenseriformes; Polyodontidae
Product: mitochondrial Rho GTPase 1
Exons: 21
Coding region: 340-2469 (709 amino acids)
Biological process (GO): mitochondrion organization; small GTPase-mediated signal transduction
Cellular component (GO): mitochondrial outer membrane
Molecular function (GO): GTP binding; GTPase activity; calcium ion binding
Source: RefSeq, a predicted model, not a curated record